AUGACCUUGGCACCCCUAGACGCCUCCAAAGUUAAGAUAACUACCACACAACAUGCAUCUAAGCCAAAACCGAACAGUGAGUUAGUGUUUGGCAAGAGCUUCACGGACCACAUGUUAACUGCGGAAUGGACAGCUGAAAAAGGGUGGGGUACCCCAGAGAUUAAACCUUAUCAAAAUCUGUCUUUAGACCCUUCCGCGGUGGUUUUCCAUUAUGCUUUUGAGCUAUUCGAAGGGAUGAAGGCUUACAGAACGGUGGACAACAAAAUUACAAUGUUUCGUCCAGAUAUGAAUAUGAAGCGCAUGAAUAAGUCUGCUCAGAGAAUCUGUUUGCCAACGUUCGACCCAGAAGAGUUGAUUACCCUAAUUGGGAAACUGAUCCAGCAAGAUAAGUGCUUAGUUCCUGAAGGAAAAGGUUACUCUUUAUAUAUCAGGCCUACAUUAAUCGGCACUACGGCCGGUUUAGGGGUUUCCACGCCUGAUAGAGCCUUGCUAUAUGUCAUUUGCUGCCCUGUGGGUCCUUAUUACAAAACUGGAUUUAAGGCGGUCAGACUGGAAGCCACUGAUUAUGCCACAAGAGCUUGGCCAGGAGGCUGUGGUGACAAGAAACUAGGUGCAAACUACGCCCCCUGCGUCCUGCCACAAUUGCAAGCUGCUUCAAGGGGUUACCAACAAAAUUUAUGGCUAUUUGGUCCAAAUAACAACAUUACUGAAGUCGGCACCAUGAAUGCUUUUUUCGUGUUUAAAGAUAGUAAAACGGGCAAGAAGGAACUAGUUACUGCUCCACUAGACGGUACCAUUUUGGAAGGUGUUACUAGGGAUUCCAUUUUAAAUCUUGCUAAAGAAAGACUCGAACCAAGUGAAUGGACCAUUAGUGAACGCUACUUCACUAUAGGCGAAGUUACUGAGAGAUCCAAGAACGGUGAACUACUUGAAGCCUUUGGUUCUGGUACUGCUGCGAUUGUUUCUCCCAUUAAGGAAAUCGGCUGGAAAGGCGAACAAAUUAAUAUUCCGUUGUUGCCCGGCGAACAAACCGGUCCAUUGGCCAAAGAAGUUGCACAAUGGAUUAAUGGAAUCCAAUAUGGCGAGACUGAGCAUGGCAAUUGGUCAAGGGUUGUUACUGAUUUGAACUGA
Saccharomyces cerevisiae S288C is the source of this 1131-nucleotide messenger RNA. It is a transcript of the gene BAT2, whose product is annotated as branched-chain-amino-acid transaminase BAT2. The transcript has a single exon. The coding region runs from base 1 to 1131 and encodes 376 amino acids. The record is from RefSeq and is marked reviewed. Gene Ontology annotation, biological process: branched-chain amino acid metabolic process; L-leucine biosynthetic process; L-valine biosynthetic process. Gene Ontology annotation, cellular component: cytoplasm. Gene Ontology annotation, molecular function: L-valine:2-oxoglutarate transaminase activity; branched-chain-amino-acid:2-oxoglutarate transaminase activity; L-leucine:2-oxoglutarate transaminase activity. NCBI's taxonomy places the organism in Eukaryota, Fungi, Ascomycota, Saccharomycetes, Saccharomycetales, Saccharomycetaceae.